Molecule: messenger RNA, 2818 nt
Organism: Rhodamnia argentea
Lineage: Eukaryota; Viridiplantae; Streptophyta; Magnoliopsida; Myrtales; Myrtaceae
Product: G-type lectin S-receptor-like serine/threonine-protein kinase At4g27290
Exons: 7
Coding region: 228-2669 (813 amino acids)
Biological process (GO): recognition of pollen; protein phosphorylation
Molecular function (GO): ATP binding; protein serine/threonine kinase activity
Source: RefSeq, a predicted model, not a curated record
AAAGUUCGUGUGAGAUUGCACGUUUUCCCACCUUUUGACCUGUUCCGAGCUUUAGGUCCCUCAAAAAUCAAAACUUUGUCGUCGCGUGCGACUGUUCGAUCAACCUCUCUGACCAUUCAAAGCAAGUACACCAUGAGCAGCAAUCCCUCUCCUCCCCCACACCGAAAAGGCCCACUUCGCAAGGCUGCAGCUCCGCGCAUCGCCUGCCGCCUAUCGACACCGAAGCCAUGAUCUUUCCUCUGUUUCUCGCUUUCUGUUGCUCUCUUGGAUCGCCGCUGGCACAGUCCGCGGACACUCUGUCGGCCAACCAGACACUGCAAGAUGGACAGAGCUUGGUUUCAUCUGGGCAAAUCUUUGAAUUUGGCUUCUUUACUGUUGACAACUCGAGUGCCAGGUACUUGGGCAUUUGGUACAAGAACAAACCUCUCCAAGUCACUUGGGUGGCCAACAGGGACAACCCAAUCGCCAAUUUCUCAGCAGAAUUGACACUGAGCUCACAAGGGUCAGUGUCUCUGCAAAAUGGGUCCGUUAAUUACUGGUCUGUGACCCCAGUUGGGGCUGUGAACGAGCCGUUCCUGAGGCUUCUGGACAAUGGCAAUCUCGUCUUGAGUGAUGCAAGUGUUUCUGAUGAUUCAGAGGACUAUCUCUGGCAGAGCUUUGAUAACAUAACUGACACUUUGCUGCCGGAGAUGAAACUGGGAUGGAAUUUGAGGACCGGUUUGAAGCGGAACAUGACUUCGUGGGCCUCGACAACCGAUCCGUCGAGCGGCCAGUACACGUUUAGCCUCGAGCCGCCCGAUGCUCCGCAGUUGAUUCUGUGGAAAGGGAGCCAGAAGCAGUACAGAUGGGGGCCCUGGAAUGGAAAGAGGUUCAGUGGGAGUAAUGAGCUCAAGGCCAAUCCAAUAUUUGAGCCGAUUUUUAAUUCCAGCCCUGAAGAGGUGUAUUACACAUACAAAGUGGUAGAUAAUUCGACCCUAUCGAGAUUCGUCGUGACCCCGGAGGGUGCGAUUCAAUAUCUUGCUUGGUUGGACAGCCAAUGGACGAAUUUGGUUACUUUACAGAGGGACUAUUGUGAUACUUAUGGCAUGUGUGGGCCGUAUGGGACUUGCUAUGAUUCCUCUGAUGAAAAUUGCAGGUGCUUGAAGGGGUUCAGGAAAAACGAUUCGAACCCCCUUGAUUGGACCGGUGGGUGCUCCCGGACAUGGGGUUUGAGUUGUGGAAAUGGUGACGGCUUUGUGAAGUUCAAGGGUUUGAAGCUGCCAGAUAAUUCGCAUCUGUCGGGGAAUACAAGCUCGAGCCUUGAGGAAUGCAAGACGGAAUGUUUGAAGAAUUGCUCUUGUAUGGCAUUCACUAGGGUAGAUGUCCACGGGAAUGGUGGGGACUGUCUUCUGUGGUUUGUGGAUUUGGUUGACACGAAGAACUAUCCUUCAGGCGGAGAUGUGCUGUAUAUACGAAUGGCACGGGCAGAGAUAGAUGCAAUCACUCGAACUAAGAGGAGAAGGCGUAUAAUAACCGCUGUUGGUAUUUCUGUCUCGACUGUAUGUGGAUUGCUUGUAUUGGCAUUCAUUGGCUUGUACACUCUGCGAAGAAGGAAAGAGAGGGCAAGAGCUGAAUAUGGAGUCUAUCGAGAUUCGGGAGAUGGUGCUCCGGAAGAUGACCUUGAAUUACCCCUUCUUGAUAUCGGCGUGGUUGCUCAUGCCACUAGCAAUUUCUCUUUCCAAAACAAGAUUGGGCAGGGCGGGUUCGGUGAAGUAUACGAGGGUGUAUUACCUACUGGACAAGAAGUUGCUGUGAAGAAGCUCUCACUGAACUCUGGGCAGGGCCUGAAAGAGUUCAAGAAUGAGGUCAUACUGAUUGCCAAACUUCAACACCGGAAUCUUGUGAAGCUCUUAGGAUGCUGCAUUCAUGGAGAUGAAAGAAUGCUAAUCUACGAGUACUUGCCGAACAAGAGCUUGGACCACCACCUUUUUGAUCCAAAUAGACGUAAACUUGUGACCUGGAAGACACGCUUCAGCAUUAUCAUGGGGAUUGCACGUGGACUUCUCUAUCUCCAUGAAGACUCCAGGCUGAGAAUUAUCCACCGAGACCUCAAACCGAGCAACAUCUUACUAGACAGUGAGAUGAACCCUAAAAUCUCAGAUUUUGGAAUUGCAAAAAUAUUUACCAUAGAGAAUGCUGGAGAAAUGACCAACAGAAUAGUUGGGACAUACGGUUAUAUGUCUCCCGAGUAUGCAUUGAAAGGCCACUUUUCAGUAAAAUCAGAUGUGUUUAGCUUUGGAGUACUGUUACUGGAGAUUGUAAGCGGCCACAAGAAUUGGGGAUUUUAUCACCCAGACCAUGACCUCAAUCUCGUGGGACACGCAUGGAAACUGUGGACCGAGGGGAAUGCGCUAGGACUAGUAGAUGCCCUGAUCGAGCAAGAAUUUCCCAUGAAGGAAGUGAUGAGGUGCAUCCAGGUAGGACUCUUGUGCGUGCAGCAGCGACCGGAAGACCGGCCAACAAUGUCAUCAGUCGUGCUUAUGCUGGUCAGCGAGACUUCUGAUGUUCCUCAACCCAAGGAACCGGGAUUUAGUGCUGAGAGCUUCGUUGUGGGCACCGACUCAUCCUCUAGUAGCAAAAUACUUCACAUUUCCAAUUAUAUGACUAUGACAGCUCCGGAGAGUAGAUGAAAAGAAUACUCAGAGUGAUGAGAAGAGUAACACGCGACACAUACUUUUAAACUCGAAAAGAAUGUGGGGCAUAGAUUUGUACAGAUGCUUCAUAUUUUUUUUUUCUUCUGCAAUAGAUUGAUGCAUAAGAUGUAGAUAUUCAUGCAGAA